Paramuricea clavata is the source of this 1344-nucleotide messenger RNA. NCBI's taxonomy places the organism in Eukaryota, Metazoa, Cnidaria, Anthozoa, Malacalcyonacea, Plexauridae. The record is from the annotation of a GenBank genome assembly.
AUGACAGAGACGAAAUAUAUCUGUGUACCUGAGCCUGAUGAGGAAACGUUUGAGACGAAGGAAGAUGGAGAAGAACAAAGUAACGCAGUUCAGGAGGAACAGAAGCUGCAACACGAAGUGGAAGACACCAAAGAAAUCUCCAAUGAAGAUCAAAAUGUAGAAACAGAUGGUAACAAUGAAGAUAGUGACAGCAAAGCCAGUGAAACGGCAGGUGAUGAUGAGAAUAAAUACAUACUGAGCAAGUUGUUCGUUCACAGCCAGUGGCUAUCCGUCCAGAGUCCUUAUUUCAAGGCGCUUUUCUUUUCCGGGAUGAAGGAAACUUAUUCCAAGGAAGUAGUAAUGAAAAUCUAUGAACACGAACUUCAAGCACAUUUGACCUUAAUCGAAGCAAUUUACAAACUUGAUGUACUCAUUGACAAAGACUACCAUCUUGUAGUCCAAGUUCUUGCCCUCGCACACAAGUAUGAUGUUCGCCAUGUCAUUAAGAAGUGUAAGUAUGUCCUGUUGUCCACAACACCGAGCUUGGACAUGUGUGAAUAUUGUCUCCGAGAAAUAAAACAUCUUUCCGACAUGGCUGAUAUAUAUGAUAUGCUUGAGACGUUCCUUGUCAAGGAAUUUACACCGAUUGACAAAACAUGGACAAUGGAAAAGUUUACAGGACUUUCAAAAGCCGCGUUGAGGCUUCUUCUCAAAAGUGAUAGUUUGGCCACCCAAUCUGAAAACACAAUAUUUGUUGCAUUGAUGAAAUGGGUUCGCUUGAAUAUCCUUUGGAAAGCACGCGAUAAAUGUGAUCUGUUGGAUGUUCUAAGAUUCGAGUUCAUGUCUGUGGAUUUCUUGUAUGAUGUAGUUCAACAUGAUUAUGUGGCAAUAGAAAUGCCUGAAUUUAACGAAUAUCUUCUGAAAGGUUUAGCAUAUCAUGGAUUUUCGCAGAUUAGGCUGGAACAACUCGAACCGAGGCCGAAGAAACGACCCUUCGUAGCAGAUGCUGGUCCAACGUUUUCAUGGGUAAUUGAUAAUGAACUCGAAGAAAGAUUAUCAAAGAUCCCAGGAAAGUCUGUUGUUUCAAGUAAAUUUUGGAAACAAGGAUAUCCAAUGCAACUUUUCCUGAACUAUAAUUGGGCAGAUUUGAGCAAAUGCAGCUUUUAUCUCAAGAUUCUUAAUAUGACAAGCGAGGCUUGCUUGUGUGUUAGCUAUAAGGUUAAGUCACGUUUAUUUACUUCGUGGUUGGUUCAGGGAGAAAAAAUAUUGUUUACAGCCGUUCAUUCUUCUUGGGGAAAAAAAGAUCUAGAACGUAACGAAGCCCACAGAGGUUAUACAAUUGAUGUAUGGGUAGAAAUCGCUUAG